Onthophagus taurus is the source of this 1544-nucleotide messenger RNA. RefSeq names its product Tryptophanyl-tRNA synthetase (gene TrpRS). Lineage: Eukaryota; Metazoa; Arthropoda; Insecta; Coleoptera; Scarabaeidae. Gene Ontology annotation, biological process: tryptophanyl-tRNA aminoacylation. The record is from RefSeq and is a predicted model, not a curated record. Gene Ontology annotation, molecular function: ATP binding; tryptophan-tRNA ligase activity. Gene Ontology annotation, cellular component: cytoplasm.
AUUUAAUUUUUUUACUGUAGCUGUCAAAUUUUGACGUUUAAUAAGCACCAUACCGCUUAACCUAACAUUUAAAUAACGUAAUAUAUCCUAAAGUUAUACAAUAUUUAAUAGGAACGAGCUGUUAUUUAUUGAUUAGUAUUAAACCAGUAUUGAAGAAAAUGUCCAAUGAACAAGAAAGUGUUGUUAAUUCACCUCAGGUAGAAAAUGGUGAAGAUGGUGAUUUUGUGGAUCCUUGGAAUGUUGUUGGUAAAUCAGACUCUGGGGUCGAUUAUGAUAAAUUAAUAAAACGUUUUGGAAGUUCAAAAAUAGAAGAUGAUCUUCUCGACCGAUUUGAAAAAAUAACAGGUAAACAACCUCAUCAUUUUCUUAAAAGAGGAAUAUUUUUCUCUCAUCGUGAUAUGCAUAGAAUUUUAAAUGAUGUCGAAGCAAACAAACCGUUUUAUUUGUACACCGGAAGAGGACCUUCAUCUUCUUCCAUGCACAUUGGGCAUUUAAUUCCGUUUAUAUUUUGCAAAUGGUUACAAGAUGUUUUUGAUGUGCCUUUAGUCAUCCAAAUGACGGAUGACGAAAAAACGUUAUGGAAAGAUUUAAGCGUUGAAGAAGCGAUGAAGUUAUGUUACGAAAAUGUUAAAGAUAUUAUCGCUAUUGGGUUUGAUGUAAACAAGACGUUUAUAUUUUCGAAUUUUGAAUAUAUGGGACAAGCUCCUGAAUACUAUCGUAAUGUGAUUCGUAUCCAAAAAUGCGUGACUUUUAAUCAAGUAAAAGGGAUUUUUGGUUUUGGUGAUAGUGAUAUAAUCGGGAAGAUCGCUUUUCCUGCUAUACAAGCAGCGCCUUGUUUAUCAACUACUUUUCCAGCGAUUUUCGGGGAAAAAAAGAUUUCCUGUUUAAUUCCAUGUGCAAUAGAUCAAGAUCCUUAUUUUAGAAUGACGAGGGAUGUUGCGCCUAGACUCGGGUUUCCAAAACCAGCUUUAAUCCAUUCCACAUUUUUCCCUGCUUUACAAGGGGCAAAAACAAAGAUGUCCGCGUCGGAUCCAAAUUCAACAAUAUAUUUAACUGACACUCCAAAGCAAUUGAAAAAUAAAAUUAAUAAACAUGCUUUUUCUGGUGGACAACCGUCGGUGGAAGAACAUCGGAAAUUAGGCGGAAAUUGUGAAGUUGAUAUUUCAUUUAAGUACUUAACGUUUUUCUUGGAGGAUGAUGCAAAAAUAGAGCAAAUAAGAAAAGAUUAUAGCAGUGGUGCUUUGUUAACUGGGGAAUUAAAAAAGAUUUUAAUCGACACUUUGACACCUAUUAUUCAACAACAUCAAGAAAGGAGAGCUAAGAUUACCAAUGAAGAAUUAAAAUUGUUUAUGACUCCGAGAAAGUUGUUUUAAUAAAAGGAAUUGUAACCUUCAAUUUUAUUUUAAUCUAUUUUUGUUAUGGAAACAAUAAUAAUUUAUUUCAAAAAUUCUUUUUUAUUAUUUUUUAUAAACGAGAAUGCUUUCCUGUUUUCUAUUCAAAAUGUGUUCAUGGUGUUGCGAAAAUAAAUUAUAACUACAAAUUAA